Messenger RNA from Habropoda laboriosa, 6446 nucleotides. RefSeq names its product CAD protein (gene rudimentary). The transcript has 26 exons. Gene Ontology annotation, molecular function: ATP binding; hydrolase activity, acting on carbon-nitrogen (but not peptide) bonds, in cyclic amides; amino acid binding. Bases 39 to 6233 code for a protein of 2064 amino acids. Lineage: Eukaryota; Metazoa; Arthropoda; Insecta; Hymenoptera; Apidae. Gene Ontology annotation, biological process: 'de novo' pyrimidine nucleobase biosynthetic process; L-glutamine metabolic process; L-arginine biosynthetic process. Gene Ontology annotation, cellular component: cytoplasm; carbamoyl-phosphate synthase complex. The record is from RefSeq and is a predicted model, not a curated record.
UGCAUCGGUCCUAGUACGCUUUUUCUAACCUGAGAAAAAUGUGCGACCGUGUGAAAUCCGUUUAUCUCUUGCUCGAAGAUGGUUCCGUCUUCCCGGGAAGACAUUUUGGCGCGGAGAAUCCGAUCGACGGUGAAUUAGUAUUCCAGACUGGUAUGGUGGGUUAUCCGGAGUCGCUUACAGAUCCUUCCUACCACGCUCAAAUUCUAGUACUCACGUACCCACUGAUCGGAAAUUACGGCGUGUUUGGCAACGAGGUGGACAAACAUAAAAUCCCGUACUGGUUCGAAUCUCACCGGAUUUGGGCCACCGGAUUGGUGGUCGGUGAAGUUUGCGACACUCCGAGCCAUUGGCGGGCGAUGAAAACGCUCUCCGAAUGGAUGAAAGUGGAAAAGGUUCCCGGUAUACACGAGGUGGACACCAGAGCCCUGACAAAAAUAAUCCGCGAAAAGGGCGCUAUAUUAGGUAGAAUCGUAUUCGAUCCACCGAAUCCUCUCCCACGUCUGAUUCCGCCGAUAACGGAUCCGAACCAGAGGAAUCUUGUCGCAGAAGUUGUCGAGCCUGUGCAAACGACGUACAAUUCUAACGGUUAUCCACGCAUAUGCGUGGUGAACUGCGGUCUAAAGUACAAUCAAUUGAGGUGCUUAAUUAGACGAGGUGCUCGCGUGGACGUGGUGCCUUGGAAUUCCGAUUUAAACGAAGCCAAUUAUCACGGCUUGUUCCUGAGCAACGGGCCGGGCGAUCCGCUCAAGUGCGACACGACCGUUGAAAAUAUCCGAUCGAUUCUCAAAUCGAAGACGCGCAAGCCGAUUUUCGGUAUUUGCCUGGGGCAUCAAUUGCUCUGCACUGCCGCCGGUUGUGUCACGUACAAGAUGAAUUACGGAAACCGUGGUCAUAAUCAACCGGUCACGCAUAUCGGAACCGGUCGUUGUUACAUGACUGGCGUUAAGCUCGAGAAGAGCGGCAUCUUCGAGAAAUAUAACGUGAAGAUUCUGGGAACGCCGAUACAGUCGGUGAUAGAGACAGAGGACAGAAAGAUGUUUUCAGAUCGCAUCGGUGAGAUAAACGAAAAAGUAGCGCCAAGCGCGGCGGUCUAUUCGAUUCAAGAGGCACUUGACGCGGCUGAAGUGUUAGGCUACCCGGUGAUGGCCAGAGCAGCCUUCUCUCUCGGUGGUUUAGGAUCUGGAUUCGCGAAUAACGAGAAAGAGCUGAGGUGCCUCGCGCAGCAAGCGUUGGCUCACUCGAAUCAGCUGAUCAUCGAUAAAUCGUUGCAGGGUUGGAAAGAGGUGGAGUACGAGGUGGUCCGUGACGCGUACGACAAUUGUAUCACAGUUUGCAACAUGGAGAAUGUAGAUCCUCUCGGUAUUCAUACCGGGGAAUCGAUCGUUGUCGCUCCUAGCCAGACUUUGUCCAACAAGGAGUACAAUAUGCUUCGAACGACCGCCAUAACCGUGAUCAGACACUUUGGUAUCAUCGGCGAAUGCAACAUUCAGUACGCGUUGAAUCCAAACAGCGAGGAGUACUACAUAAUCGAAGUGAACGCGAGGUUGUCUCGAAGUUCAGCUCUGGCGAGCAAAGCGACCGGCUAUCCGUUGGCGUACGUAGCUGCCAAGCUAGCUCUCGGUAUUCGACUGCCGGACAUCGAUAAUUCGGUUACUGGAAAAACUACGGCCUGCUUCGAGCCCAGCCUUGAUUAUUGCGUGGUCAAGAUACCAAGAUGGGAUCUCAGUAAAUUUCAUCGAGUCAGCACAAAGAUCGGUAGCUCUAUGAAGAGCGUAGGAGAGGUGAUGGCGAUUGGUCGAAAGUUCGAAGAAGCCUUCCAGAAGGCGUUGCGAAUGGUGGACGAGAAUGUAAACGGUUUCGACCCGUACGUAAAGGUCCCUAACGACGAGGAGUUGGAGAAACCAACGGACAAGAGGAUGUUCGUUCUUGCAGCCUCCCUAAAGGCUGGAUACACGAUCGAUCGAUUGUACGGUCUGACGAAAAUUGAUCGAUGGUUUUUGCACAAGAUGAAGAACGUGAUCGACUACUAUCGGGUCUUGGAGAACACCGAUCACACGAAAUUAUCACACGACAUUUUGCUGCGCGCGAAACAGAUAGGAUUCUCCGACAAGCAGAUCGCAGCGGUGGUUAAGAGUUCGGAAUUAGCGGUUAGGAUACAGAGACAGGAGAGUAAUAUACGACCAAUGGUGAAGCAGAUAGACACGGCAGCUGCGGAGUGGCCAGCCACGACGAAUUACCUUUACUUGACGUACAACGGGAUCACGCACGACGUGGAGUUCCCUGGCGGGCACACGAUGGUGAUAGGUUCCGGGGUGUAUCGGAUAGGUAGCUCGGUAGAGUUCGAUUGGUGUGCGGUCAGUUGUCUGCGGGAAUUACGAAAUUUGGGAAGAAAAACGAUCAUGGUGAAUUAUAAUCCAGAAACUGUCAGCACCGAUUACGACAUGAGCGAUCGGUUGUACUUCGAGGAGAUAUCUUUCGAAGUGGUUAUGGACAUUUACGAUCACGAGUCUCCAGAAGGGAUAAUUUUGUCGAUGGGCGGUCAAUUGCCGAAUAAUAUCGCUAUGGAUCUUCAUAGACAGCAAGCCAGAAUUCUAGGGACAUCGCCAGAGUCCGUGGACGGAGCAGAAAAUCGUUUCAAGUUUUCUCGGAUGCUGGACAGCAUUGGGAUUUCGCAACCGAGGUGGAAGGAACUGACAAACCUGAAGUUGGCGAUCGAAUUUUGCGACGAGGUGGGCUAUCCGUGCUUGGUGCGUCCUUCUUACGUAUUAAGCGGCGCCGCGAUGAACGUGGCGCACUCUAAUCACGAUCUAGAAUCGUAUUUGAAGAGCGCCAGCGAGGUGAACAAAGAACAUCCGGUGGUUAUAUCGAAGUUUAUCCUGGAAGCAAAAGAGAUAGACGUCGAUGCGGUUGCCUACGACGGGAUUAUUCUUUGCAUGGCGGUGUCGGAGCAUGUGGAGAACGCGGGAGUUCAUUCAGGCGAUGCUACCUUGGUCACUCCGCCGCAGGAUAUUAACACGGAGACACUGGCCAAGAUAAAAAUGAUGUCGAAAGCGAUUGCCGCAUCUUUAGGCGUAACUGGUCCCUUUAAUAUGCAACUAAUCGCGAAGGAUAACGAGCUGAAAGUGAUCGAAUGCAACGUCAGGGUCUCCAGAUCCUUCCCUUUCGUUUCGAAGACUUUGGAUUACGAUUUCGUGGCUAUGGCUACGCGAUUGAUCGUUGGAGAGCCCGUGGAUCCUGUGGAUGUUCUCGCUGGAUGUGGCAAAGUGGGCAUUAAAGUGCCGCAAUUUUCUUUCUCCCGUCUUGCCGGUGCGGACGUGAUGUUGGGUGUAGAAAUGGUGUCCACCGGGGAAGUCGCUUGUUUCGGAGAUAAUCGAUACGAGGCUUAUUUGAAGGGAAUGAUGAGCACCGGUUUUCAUAUACCAGAAAAGGGUAUUUUACUCUCGAUAGGAACGUACAAGCACAAGGUGGAACUGUUACCGUCCAUCUACAACCUUCACGAGAUGGGAUACAAAUUGUACGCCAGCAUGGGUACCGCGGAUUUUUACACGUCGCACGGGAUAGAGGUAGAACCGGUACAAUGGACAUUUGAAAAUAUAAGCGUGAACGAAAAUUCCAGUCCGAGCGAUCUUCGGCAUUUGGCUGAUUUCCUCUGGAAGAAACAGUUCGACCUCGUGAUUAAUUUACCAAUGAGGAACGGCGGUGCACGCCGCGUUUCUAAUUUCAUGACACACGGAUACCGCACGAGAAGACUAGCCGUCGAUUAUUCCGUUCCCUUGAUCACGGACGUGAAAUGUGCCAAACUGCUGGUCGAAGCUAUGAGAAUGCUCGACGGACGUGCACCUCGUAUGAAGACUCACACGGACUGCAUGUCGUCGCGGCGAAUGAUCAAGCUUCCUGGUCUCAUUGACGUCCACGUGCACACCCGUGAUCCUGGAGCGGUCUACAAGGAGGACUUUGCUUCUUGCACCGCUGCUGCGCUCGCUGGAGGCAUCACUACGAUCUUCGCGAUGCCCAACACCAAUCCCGCCGUGGUCGAUCAUCAAACCUUCGCUCUGGCCAAGGAACGCGCCCUUUCCGCCGCAAGAUGUGAUUACGCGAUUUACGUAGGAGCCUCCUCGGAUAACUUUUGCGUUACGGCAGAAUUGGCUCCACUGGCGGCCGGUCUUAAGAUGUAUCUGAACGAGACGUUCACCACGCUUCGAUUGACCGAUCUUACCGUCUGGAUUAAGCAUUUUCAGACGUGGCCUAAGAAAUAUCCAAUCUGCGUGCACGCCGAGGGUCAAACAACAGCCGCGAUUCUGUUGUUGGCCGGCUUGCACAACAGGCCUAUUCAUAUUUGCCACGUAGCCCGUAAGGAGGAGAUCCAAAUAAUACGCGCUGCUAAAGAAAAGGGAAUGGCCGUGACUUGCGAAGUGUGCCCUCACCAUUUGUUCUUGUGCGAGGAAGAUCUAGAGCGCAUAGGGCACGGACGAGGCCAGGUGAGGCCAGUAUUAGGAACGAAGGAAGAUCAACAGGCACUUUGGGAAAAUUUAGAUAUAAUCGAUUGCUUCGCGACCGACCAUGCGCCUCAUACCGUGCAAGAGAAAUCCAGCGAGAAACCACCACCAGGAUUUCCCGGACUGGAAACCAUACUUCCACUUUUGCUCACCGCGGUUCACGAAGGCAAAUUAACGAUAGAGGAUGUGAUUGACAAACUCUAUAAAAAUCCGAAAAGAAUCUUCAAUAUACCAGACCAGCCAAAUACCUACAUCGAGGUCGAUCUAGGCGACGAAUGGGUAAUCCCAGAAGCGAUGCCUUUUAGCAAAUCGAAGUGGACUCCGUUCGCUGGAAUGAAAGUUCGUGGAUCGGUGCACAGGGUAGUUUUGAGGGGAGAAGUUGCUUACGUCGAAGGGCAGGUCCUGGUGAAUCCUGGCUUCGGCCAGGAUAUCAGGGAGGUUCAAGCAAAGACGAAGCUUCAAACGGUAGCGAACGGUCCGGUAAUCGACGUGACUAGCCGACCGGGCUCUGCUUUGGACGGCCUCUUAUCGCCUAAUUACGAUAAGUACAACAAUUUCGCGGAAAGGGCAGCUGAUAUGUCGGAGGAGGAACAGAACGAACCGUAUGCGCUACUGCUGCAAACAGCGUCGCACAAGUCGAACGUACACUUUGCCCUGGACGUAGACUCGCGCGAGCAGGCGAAAUUGCUAACCAUCCAACAGCGUACAAUUUCGCCUCUUCCUAUUAGCACAGCGACCAAACACAAAAGCGACAGCAAUCCAAAUCUCCUGCUGACGCCUGUACCUCCCGUCCCCUCUGUUCACACCAGCCACAAUCUAGCCGGGCACAACGUUCUCACCGUGGACAUCUUCAACAAAGAGUUGCUGAAAGAUAUCUUUCAUCUCGCGGAAAUUCUACGAAGUGCUAUUAGGAAAGAACGGCCGCUGGACCAUAUCUUACGGGGGAAAGUGAUGGCGUCGAUUUUCUACGAGGUGAGCACGAGAACCUCUUGCAGCUUCGCGGCUGCAAUGGAGAGACUGGGAGGACGAGUGAUAUACAUGGACGGUGCCACGUCGUCUGUGAAGAAGGGAGAAACUUUGGAAGAUUCGAUAGCGGUGAUGGCUGGGUACGCGGACGUGCUGGUGCUUCGGCAUCCGGAACCUGGCGCUGUAUCGAGAGCUGCUCAGCACUGUAGAAAGCCUUUAUUAAAUGCCGGCGACGGCGUCGGCGAACACCCGACGCAAGCGUUGCUCGACAUCUUCACAAUAAGAGACGAGAUCGGUACGGUAAACGGUCUGACCAUCACUAUGGUCGGGGAUUUGAAACAUGGUAGAACUGUCCAUUCCCUAGCAAGAUUGUUGACUCUUUACAACGUCGAGCUUCGUUACGUGUGCCCACCUGGCCUUGGCAUGCCUGAUCACGUGUCGAAGUACGUGUCCGAACGUGGGAUCCAGCAGGAGCAGUUUAACACCCUCGAGGACGCUCUUACAGACACGGACGUUCUUUACAUGACACGCAUUCAGAAGGAACGUUUCACCACCCAGGAGGAAUAUCGACAGGUUUGCGGACAUUUCGUGAUAACGCCGCAGCUGAUGUCACGAGCAAAGAGGAAGAUGGUGGUGAUGCAUCCUCUGCCAAGGGUUUUCGAGAUCAGUCCGGAAUUCGACACGGAUCCACGCGCCGCUUAUUUCAGGCAGGCCGAAAACGGUGUCUACGUUCGAAUGGCACUGUUAGCUAUGGUACUUGGACGCAUGUGACUCGUUGGAGGAUGAAAUCGCUUUCAUUUCGGAAGUCUAAGCAGCAACGUGUAUAAGAUAGACGAUACGUUCCUAAUCGCAUUUGUAAUUAAACCGUGAUUCGUAUGGAUGGUUUUAUCGUCGAUCGAAGGAACGUUUCCAUCUCGAGGCGACGAGUAGAAAGAAAGCAAUUACUAUAUAUCGUAGAAUCACGGUACAGCUGGUUCCAUGGAC